This is a messenger RNA of Electrophorus electricus (electric eel), 2347 nucleotides long. NCBI's taxonomy places the organism in Eukaryota, Metazoa, Chordata, Actinopteri, Gymnotiformes, Gymnotidae. The record is from RefSeq and is a predicted model, not a curated record.
GCCACACACUGCAGCAAGCAGGGGCCAUGCAUGACACUGAACUCUGAGCAGCAGCAUGCAGAGCCUCCCAGAGGAAUGGAGAGAGAAUGAGAACACUGACCCAGCCUUAAGCAAUGGGUCCGACAAGAGCUGCAGUGAAGCUAGAGCUCUCGCCAAGGAGUUGGAUGAGCAGAAAGAGGAGGAGAAAGAGUCCCUAAUGAUGGAACUUACACGGCUGGUCCAGAAAACAGUGAGAGAGAGCAGCUGGUGGGAGCAGAGAGGAGUCGACUGCACCAUUCUGGCUGUGGCUUUCAUUAGCCUGCCUGCAGCAUUCUGGCUGCUGGCUUCAUGUCAGGUGCUGUAUUUCACAUUGGGGUUGUUGGCAAUGGGUGUGGCUCACACUGUCAUUACGGUGAAGGGCACACACCUGGCAAGUCACGGAGCUCUGAGCGAGUCUCUGGCCUGGAGACACUUCUGGGCCAUCUUCUUCAUUGAGGUGUGUGGAUCAUUCACUGCGAGGGCAGGUGUGAGAGCGCAUGUUAAAAUGCACCAUGCACACACCAAUGUGAUCGGUCUAGGGGACUCCAGCACAUGGAAGGUGCCCUUCCUUCCCCGCAGUGUCUAUCUGUUCAUCGCUCCACUCGCUCUGCCCAUCAUCACCCCGAUAGUCGCCAUGAAACAACUGAAGGGCCAGCCUCUCUGGGUAGCAGUGCGUACAGUGGUGUGUGUCUGUGUGGGUGUGUGUGCACAGUACAUGCUCCUGUGCUGUGUGUCAGGCCUGGAAUGUUCCUCAGCCUUGCUGGUUAUGUUGUUGAGCAGAGCCAUGUUCUCUGUGCCCUACAUCCAUGUCAAUAUCUUUCAGCACAUAGGUUUACCAAUGUUCUCUCUGACACGGCGGCCCAAGCGCAUCUAUCAGAUGAGCCACGGUGUGUUGAACCUGCCCCGCAACCCACUGCUGGACUGGAUGUUUGGCCACUCGCUCAUCAACUGCCAUGUGGAGCACCACUUGUUCCCCACCCUCUCUGACAACAUGUGCCUAAAGGUGAAGCCAAUAGUUUCUCAGUAUCUGAAGGCAAAGUCAUUGCCCUAUCAGGAGGACAGCUAUCUCGCCCGACUUUACCUUUUCUUCCAUAAAUACCAGGAGUUGAUGGUGUUUGCUCCACCCAUCACCGAGUUGGUGGGGGUGCAGUGAGGAGACAAAUAACACCUCGCUUCCAGAACUUUCCCGUAGAAAAAAGGUCUAAUUUUGCAUCCAGUCACAAUAAAGUUUCACACAUUGUUUCUAACACUCACUAAAGAAUUAGCUGCUUCUUUACAGAGCUUCUAAUAUUUGUAGAUAUGUCUUACUAGUAAUAGCCAGGGUGUGCAUGUGUGUGUGCGUAUGUAUGCAUGCAGAGGUGUUUGUUAGGAUGUGUGUUUCAGUUGGGUUUCUGUUCAGGACUAAGGGGCAGGACAGAUUGGCUAUAGAGACUCCUCAUGUUUCUGCUUUCUCCACCAAACUCCCUCCACUCAGCUCUUGUCCAGGCUCCCAGCAGCACACCUGAAGGUACACAUUAGCCUUAGAACAGGAGAGGCUAUUUCAAAUUACAGUGAGAAUCAUAAUGUAUAUGGCACCCCACAGUUAAAUUCAUUUGCCAAUAAUCAUUUAAUAUUUUGUCUUUCUAUAAUUGAUUGUUUUUACAAGAAGGCCUGCAGAUACACAGCAGAGGUGGCAUAUUCCUUUCAGCUUAGAUCUGUGCUGUAACUGUAUCAGAUCCAGACAGUUUUGUUCGCAUAACUAUAGAUCAGGGCACUACUCAAGAGAAACAAUGUGCAUGCACAAGCUGCUGGUCAUAACAAGAGCCCAAACUGAACAAAUCAACAGAAACAAACACACGCAUGUAGUUGUAAAGGCCAGUGAACAUCCACACACCCUACUGGAGAGCUACCACUUGAAUUAUGUUCUAUCACACCUAAUAAUACACCUGAUAAUCAGUUAAUCAAUUAGUUGAAUUAACUGAUUGAAAUGUUUCCAAAAUGGUGGAUCUACAGAAGAUGGGUGGGAGUUGAUAGCUAUAGGUGAGACUAUGACAGUGAUGAAGCAAGCAGAGGAAGAUCUGAGUUGACUGGUAGAACACUGGUCACACAAGCUCAGCCUGCAGCACCUAAUUUAUAUGACUGGCAAUAAAAUAUGUGUAUGUGUGUGUUCUUGAGAUUGUAUCUAUACAAGGCAGCUAUUUUAAAUCAAUGCAUAAUUAUUUGCCAUUCUAUAAGGGCUCCUAGGCAUAUAGUGUAUAGUGAUUACCAUUCAGCUGAAAAUAAAAUAUGUAUCUUAAACAGUAGUUAUAUAAUAUUGUACCACUCUUGUACUAGCAGGUGGCAGCAAUAA